Emericellopsis cladophorae is the source of this 2688-nucleotide messenger RNA. RefSeq lists its product as uncharacterized. The transcript is spliced from 2 exons. The record is from RefSeq and is a predicted model, not a curated record. NCBI's taxonomy places the organism in Eukaryota, Fungi, Ascomycota, Sordariomycetes, Hypocreales, Bionectriaceae. The coding region runs from base 1 to 2688 and encodes 895 amino acids.
AUGGGCAAUCAACCAUCGACCGAGACGCAGCCCCGUCGAGCGCCGCAGAAGCUCUCCAAACCUCGAGUGGGAAACCACACUGCAUCGUCGGCAGGGGGCCUCCAUCCUACGACCGGCCACCAUCCCCAUCCCGCCAGUGCAUCAGCCCCAGCUAUCGGACGAUUCUCCAAUUCGUACCUCGUAGCAGGCGCGCCGCCUGCCGAGGCCCAAGAGCCAAUGGUCGGAGGGGUCAAUGAAACAAUCAUCGAAGAUGCUGAGCUGAUGACAAAUGUCGAAGAGGGAAGGCGGACUGGAUUAUUCCGUUCUUCGACAGUCCAGCCGGAGAGGGUCACUCGACGUCAGAGCACGGGGCUGAUGCCAUCCAAAACGUUCCAUGGCAUCGAGAGGCCCAAAUCGGUGGUGCAUAAAGCUCCGACCAGCCCAUUGACAUCCGUCACGUCCUUUGAGCAGCUUCGUCUCGAUCGCCGGGCAAGCACCUACAAUCCGACACCACUCGACCAGUACCGCCUAUGCCGGACCCCGGACAACGCGAAGGUGACCUCGCCCGUUACGAUUCAGCCGGAUAUUCCCGAGGCGCUGCCCACCAUCGGCGCGAACCAGGAGGCCAUGAAUGGCCUGCUAGGUCGCUCAGAGUCCGAGGUCUCGCUCUACGCCCCCGUGCGUCGUCGCUCAGCGAUCCAUACGCCUGGGGUUGCAACACGGUCCGAAGCCGAGCCAAAAGUUGAGGAGCAUCCCGUGCCCAGGAAACGGAGUCACCGGAACAGCCUUCCGUCACGAUGCAAUUCACUCGAACAGCCGCCGACGGUGCGACCGCACUCCAUGUUGCCCAGCCCCUCUUGUGGCACCCCCGACCGUGUGGCUACCCCGUCGGAGAAUGACUACAAGUCGCUGGGUGCAAUUAGGUUCGGCUCGUUGCGGGUCACGAAUGGGACGCCCGUGUCAAGUCCUGGGGAUGGAUUGACCCCCAGAGACGAAAUUAAUCUGAUGGAAACGUCGCCGUUCGGGCCAGCGCCACAGGAUCAUGAUCCUCCGAUCACCGAGAUCCAACAGCCCAAGCCAAUCUCUCCGCUCGUCGCCUCUUUUGGCCAGUCUUCAAGUUCGCCCACCGAAUCGAACCAUUCGCCCUUCUCGCAACCAAGCGAUGGAGCCAAGGGAAAUGACGCCACUCUACUCACGCCGGUCACCCAGCCCUCUUUAUACGAGGAUAAUGACGUCCAUUUGGAGAUGGGGCGCACAUCCACAGAGGCGCCGGUGAAGCAGCAAGCGGUGACUGAAGAGGUGACCCGCCCUGUCAGUGGAGCUGGCUCCAAGUCUUCCUGCUCAAGCUCGACAGGCCCCCCCUCGAAAGCGGACAGUGGCUACGGAUCGAGUCUUUCUUUGAAAUCAUUUCUUGGGUCGAGGAAGAAGAAGAAGGAGCAGCAGCAGCAAGCGAAACAGGCGCAGGCGCAGGCGCAGCAAAACGCGUCGCAGGAACAGCCUCAGGUGCUGGAGAAGCGCCCGACUUUGCAGCACCACUCGCCCUACCAGCCUUCGACAGCACAGUUUCCAAGUCCCGAAACAGGGCAUGAGCCUUCCAUUGUCGCACCUGAAGAAGAAGAAUCACAGGUCAAGCCCAUUUCAAGGACUGGUAGUUUCAUAGGCUCUUUCAAGUCUAGGAAAGCAAAAGAAUCCCGCACCAAGGUCUGCCAUUCUCGGGGAUCUUCAUCGCCAGAGGUUCGCUUCCGUCAAGAGCCACUGGAGACAGCGAUCAUGUUUGAACCGACGACGGUGUUCGAUGCUGAGGAGACCAAGGCAAAGACAAUCACCAAGCUUGUCAACUCUGCCCGCCGUCGCAGUCUCCCGAACAUGGCCUCCGGCGAUCCAAACAGCCUGGAAAGAAUACCAUCCAUGCCUUCGGACGCCGGUGCCAAAGUCGAAGAGCACAGUCGUAACUUUGAGGCUUCCGCAGCGAGGUUCUCUCUCAAAGCUACCCCACAGAUGCCGACAGAAAUUGUCGUCGAGAGCCGUGAAGUCAGAGAGCGUUCGCCACAGGCCGCGACCCUUCGCGGAUACCACCGACCACGGAAGUCUCUCGGUUCGGAAAGUAUGCAACAACGCAAACCUGGCCGCACACCAUCUGCGCCUUCAAGUCGGUCCAUGGGUAAUCGCAAAUCAAUCCUUCGAAAAGUGAGGCCUCAGACCGACCAUUCAGACGACGAUGACGACUUCCUCCCAGAUUACGUCCUCGGGUACGAGGCACAGGUAUCCAGCAUCGAUAACAUACGUCGGAGCGCUGGCGACAGUGCUUUUGAUGCGGCAUUUGCACCACUGCCUCCCACCCAUGUGCCCUCGAAGCCACCGCGGAGAGCACCACACACGAGAACGAAGACACCCGAAGACCAAGCUCCUCACGGCUAUCCCCGUCUCCGCACCAGGUCUUCAGCGCCCGACUUCCUUGAGACUGUCUCAGAACCUGCCAGCCCUGGCUCUGUAAGCUGUUACUCGCAGAAGCAGCCCAAGACUCCGCCCCCGAUCAGCAUACGUACCCGCGGUUCCAAAAAGAAGCGCAGAGCAAAGUCGGGACGGCCGCCGCCGCUAUCUCCCUACGCGGCUACCCCAUCCUUCCUACAUCUCACUUUGAGGACCCCCGAGCACGGCUCGACUAUCAUAUGUCGCAAGGCCACAGACUGCCCUCGGGCCAACCACUGA